AUGAAUAAAAUUUAUAGUCAAUAUAAUCUUGAGAGACUACGAUUAAAAUAAUCUGACAAGGAUUCAUUGAAAUUAGAAAGAAGUGAUGUGAAAAGGGGAACUGGAAAGAAUGCAAUUAGAAAGAUCUUUGGAAUAGAUGAAGGUAGUAAACAUGAAUAUGACAUUUAUGAGAAGUAAUAACUAGAUGCAUUUAAGAAAGAGAUUGAAGAAGAGAGGGAUCUACUCACAGAUGAAAUAAUAUUGAGAUUCUUAUAUGCUAAUCAUUUUGAUUUCCCUUAAGCAAUUAAACAUAUGCGAAAUCAUCAAUAAUGGCUUUCAGACCCAAACAAUUUCAAGUGGUCUCUCAACACUGAGGAAAUGAUAAAAUAAGGGGCAAUAUACGUCAGUGGUCGAGGACAAGGAUUCAAGCCAAUAAUAGUGAUAAAUGCGGAUAAGUUUGACAUCACCAUCUAUCCAAUAGAUGACAUAUUGAGAGCAAUUUCAAUUGUACUCAUGGUUGUUAAAGAUUACAUGUUAGUGCCUGGGAAGGUGGAGAGUUGGUUUGUGAUUGUUGAAGCCAAGAACACAACUGCAUUUUCUGUUCCAUUCACUCAUUUGAACCAGAUUUUCGAAAUGUUAAAGCUAAAUUUUCCUUGCUAUUUGGAACGAAUGUUCAUCUUACAACCAUAGACAUCUAUACAGAUUACUUGGUAGAUUGUUGAAUAAUUUAUUCCUUACAAUUCGAGACACAAGAUUGAAUUCGUAACGAAUGAUUUUUCAUUGAUGUUCAAUUAUAUCAAACCCAAAUAAUUGGAAUAAAGACAUGGAGGCAGAGCACCAAAUGUAUAUGAUUAUUGGCCACCUCAUGUGGAUGACUUUAGUGAAGUUGAGUAUUUGAUAAAGGAGUAACAAGAAACCAAAAAAAUCUAGGAGCAAAUCAAUUAACUCCAAAAAGUAAUGCCUUUUUCUUCUUCAAUUGAUGUGCAAAUCUCAAGUCUCUUAAGGAAACAAUACAAACCUAAGAAUAAGAUUUACUAAGAAGAGACCCAUCUAGAAACAACGAAUUAUUAUAUGAAUAAAUCCAAUUCCAAAACUGUGUUUUUGAAUGCACCCAAAGUCUAGUAGGUUGUUUCAACACAGCAACGGAUUCAGGAUCAAUACGAAGCACAAUAAAAAUAAAGGCCUUAAGAGGUCAAUGCAUCUUUUGAAUAACAAUUCAAUACUAAUUACUAGGCCUAUCCAUCCCAAACUCAAUUCAAUCCAAAUACUCAAUUAAACCAACAAAAUUAUAGAUAACCAGUUUUUCAAUCGAGAUUUGUUGGAUCCAAGACCAAAUUAAAUGAAACCUAGAAUUCGUAAAUGCUUGGAUCCCAAAAUUCCAAUUUCUAAUCCAGAUUUGUAGGCCUUAAAACUUAACAUCUCUUAAUCAAACAAGAUGUUAGUAUAAUAGCCAACAGAGAGGAUCUUAUAUCACCUUAACAUUCAUAAAUAAUGUGA
Paramecium tetraurelia is the source of this 1476-nucleotide messenger RNA. RefSeq lists its product as uncharacterized. The transcript is spliced from 5 exons. The record is from RefSeq and is a predicted model, not a curated record. Lineage: Eukaryota; Ciliophora; Oligohymenophorea; Peniculida; Parameciidae.